This is a messenger RNA of Peronospora farinosa, 900 nucleotides long. The record is from the annotation of a GenBank genome assembly. NCBI's taxonomy places the organism in Eukaryota, Oomycota, Peronosporomycetes, Peronosporales, Peronosporaceae.
AUGGAUGAUCGCUUCUACUACUCUGGCGGAAGUGUGCGCGAUUUUACAUUGCCUACAUGCAUGGACAUAAUCAAGGAAAUGGACGAUGCGAUAAAUUGUGUAAAGGACGCCUCGAACUUGCUUAACAGUAUAGCCAACAUUUCGACGGCGAGAUCACAAGUUGAUCAUUUGCGCCAUACAUUCUUAAAAAAAACAGAAGACAUAGCUCCGCUUUACUCGUCAAGGUGGUGGGAUCCGUUCGUAUAUAUCUCGUGUUGGGAAGAUAUGAUUGAUUCGGAAUAUGUUGUGCGUUGUCUCUCAGUGAGACUGCGAUCGGGCGCACUGUCUAAAAUGUAUACGUGGGCGAAAAAUAAUGGAAACAAUUCACUCACCAGUGCCGUUUUUGAGAUUCUUCUACAUCGCCUGGCUGCCGACAACGAUUUGGAUCUCUAUAUUAUCGAGUAUGAUCCGCCAGAAAAUGGGUCGCGUCAGCUCAAAAUGGAGCGGGUGCACUUGGAAGACCACGAUGCAAUUUGCUCCGGAAGGGCAGCCGAUCCUAUGGCCCAUCUGACCACAUGGAGAGAUGAUGAAAGGUUCUCGUACUGGUUUCUUGGAUUUAACGGUUAUCCGGAUAUCAGCAGCAUUGUAAAGCUUAAGUCUACAUCCGACAAGAAGGGCAAUGUAGCGUAUCUUCAAUUUACUGUCGCGGCACAGCAUGACAUUGACGACAACCAGCUGAAAGAAAUGAACAAGAUUUUUUACCCAGAAGAUGUGAAGAGUGCUGGUGAUACCGAGCAACCAAUUUACAUCGCAGUUUGUCCAGAUCUUGAAUCAUGCAAAGCGCUUGUCCUGGAUCCAGCAACAGUUUCAGCAGCGAGAGAAGUUUGUCGAGUGUUUGUGGGCUACCCACUGGCAUAUUAA